UAAAUCUGGGAUUAUGAUGUCAACAGUCCCAGGCUGCCGGAAGAAGAAAUUGAAUUGUGAGGGACCAGGCGCUGAUGGCCGUGGAUUACGGCACAGUCAGCGAGAACGCAGAGAUGGCACUGCGCGAUGGUUUGCUCCCACAAUUGAGAAAAGCCUGCUCGGGACAUUUCUGUAGGUUCAGAGUUAACCUGUGGAGGAAUGUGUAAGAGAGGAGGGGAUAUUCAACUGGUGGUUUCGCUCGGUAAAACAUCAAGUGCCACAUACUCCUCUGGCUGUCCCCAUCACCACCGUUAAAAUUGAAGGACUCACCAAACACAAGAGGAUGAAGGUGAAAUGGAGCCAAGUGGGGUUGGUCUUCUUCCUGGUGUUGUCGCUGGUGAUGACAGGAUGCUUCUUUUGGCAAUAUCAGAUGCCCAAAUUUCUUCCAGAUGAAGAAAUGAGUCGCAAUGCCAAGUCCGAGACAAUGUGUCCCCGCUUCCCUGAGCCGCUGCCGCUACAGCAUCCAAUCCCCAGCCUGAAGGAGGCCCUGGAAAAGGUUGAUGUUUUGCUGCGGCAGACCAUCAAUCCAGUCAGCCUCCCCGGUCUUUCAGCCAUUGUGAUCUUAAACGACACAGUUUUGUGGACUGGUAACUUUGGGAAGAGGAACGGCAGUGACCCACUAUCAGGCCCACCCAACGAGUACACUAUUUACAGGAUCGCCAGCUUGUCCAAAAUUUUCCCGACUCUGAUGCUUUACAAACUCUGGGAGGAAGGGAAGGUGGCGUCCUUAGACGACCCGCUGGAGAAAUACGUUGAAAACUUCACCAUCAAAAACCCGAUGGGAAAGACACGCAACUCCGAGCUGAAGUACGUGACAGACGGAUUGAUUUUUCUGGACAGUGGCGAGGUACAAAUCCGAUCAUCGUCAGUAACACUGCGCCGGAUGGCAAGUCAACUUUCAGGUUUACCACGAAGGCUCAGAGCAACAAAUCUACUUUGGAAAGGAAAAACUCAAACUGCUAUAAAUCUGCUGCAAGAUGACGUCCUCAUUGCUGAUCCCGGAACAAAGUGUCACUAUAGCAACCUGGCCUUCUCGUUGCUGGCUCACGUGAUGGCCGAGCGGGUUGCCAGCGUGGACUACCAGCGGUGGGUGGACGACAACAUCUUGGAUCGUCUUGGGAUGGAAGACACCGGCUUUGAUGUUCCUGCAGGACUUCAAACCCAGAUGGCAGUAGGGGUGUAUUCGAACGGAAAACCAGCGCCGCUGUACGACCUCGGGUGGUAUCGCCCUUCCGGUCAGAUGUACUCCACGGCGGCAGACCUCGCCAAGCUUGCCAUGAUGCUGAUGGGUGCGUAUCACCGGAAGCUUCUGGAGCCGGAUUCUCUAAAGAUCAUGAUGACCCCACUCUUUCGGUGUGACAAGGACUACUUUGCCAACCGCACCGGGACACCAUGGGAAGUAAACGAGUUCAGGGGGUACGAGAUGGUUCGGAAGGAUGGAGACCUGGAUGGCUACUCUGCCACCUUCUCAAUGGUGCCCAAGCUAAAACUGGGCCUGGUGGUGCUGAUGGCUGGGAGUCGAUCGCAGAACCAGGACGUGGUGAUUCAAGCCUACACCCACAUCAUUCCUGCCAUUGAAAAGGCCUUCAGGGAGGCAAAGAAGGUGGUUUUUGCUCCACCAAACCCGGAGCCUUACAUUGGGUUUUUCACCUACAGCAACAUCACCUUCUAUGAAAUCAAGGUUGGGUCAGAUGGAGUUUUAGUCAUGCAACAGUUUGGCCCCCAGAUUGAGGAGAUGAUUCCGGAGAAGUACCGAACAAUUAAAUUGAACUACUUGGUGGACCGCGUGUUUAGAGUGGUGUUUGAAAAAGAAUACCCAUGUGUCCUGCGAGUGGGCACCGCCUCCGUGUCUCUGGAAGCUCAAGACGGACAGCUGUUUAACUUCUACACGUACGACAAUCGCGGCACAUCUCCUGGGUUCGACGCUCCGGGACUAAACACGUAUAAUGUGGUCAGAAUACCGCGAAGGCCGUCUUUCUCCAGUUGAAAUAUUGUGACUGCAACUGAAACUGUGUCCUUCAUAGAAGUCACGGACCUGAAACGUGACGGUCACGGAUUAAGACAGUCAUCUGUGACAUUGACUGGGCUGCUGGACCACGACUUUCACACAUGGCUCUGUUGUGUCCUUAUCGCAUUCUUCCUGUGUUUUUCCUUUACAUUUGUGAUCUGUUCAUGCUAGCUUCACAUUUGUACUUCUGUUUGGACAAUGUUCACACACGUGUGUCACACAUCAUCACCUCCAGCAGCUAUAUUGCUUCUCUGGACUGACCAAUAAACAAAUCGUUUCAUGGUGGAUAAAUGCAAUAUUUUUCCAUAUCGCAGAUGGCAAAAUACUUCAAUUCCAUCAAGAUAUAAGUGUUGUACGUUUACUUGUUUUUCUAAAUAAAAAUGACACAUUUUAUUUAUGAUUUGUAUAAAAUGCAACAGAAGUUAAAAGAUGGUCAGGACACAUCAUCAGUGCCACCUGUGUUAAGGCCUAUUUAUGCAAUGUACGGAUGCAGGUACGUCUUCUGUCCGUGCUCUGCGCUCAUUUCGUACAUAUUUCUGCGUCUUUCCACAAAUCUUACAGAGACAUAACAAUGGCAGAGAUUCUCCGUCCUCCAGUGGCGAUAUAUAUUUAGCGGUUUCACUGACCAUCGGCUCCCACAACACUGCCUCAUUUUUUGAUACACUAUCAGUCCUUCUUCUUCAGUCACCAUGUUUGUUUUGGGGUUUGUUGUUGUCAUAAAUUGUUGACUCUGUGCUGCGCCCCCUGGUGGAUGUACGGGUGUACCACAAUACCAACGCAAUACCAAGAUUGCAUGAGAUGGGUGACGGAAACAUUGCUUGAAACGAACGGUUGUGUGAGAUGUUAGACUUAGUGGAGUUCUCGUGAUAAUCCACUGUGUUUUGUUGACCAAACAGAGGGGGGUCGACGUAGCCACGCGGUCACAAGGCUGGGAUGAACAGGAUGUCGUGAGUGGUAAGGGUGGUUGAAGCUGCACAGAUGGAAGUAGUGUGUCCCGCCACAAGUUGUAUUUGUGCGGAAUUACUGUUUAGUUUGGGUGGUCAAAUCUGCAGGAUUAUUUAGAGUUGGGCUUUAUGGAAAUGUAGCUUGCUGCCAUCAGCACGGUGGCUGGUCAAAUCCUGCAGAUCAGCCCUCUUGAUCCAAAGCCACGGAGUUACUGUUACAGAGCUGAAGGUCACUGUCUCUCCUUUUACAGACCGCUACACUCAACCUCACAGCCCAUUAUGACCAGCAGAAGACCUCUGAAGGACCAUCCAUCUGAGGAGAUUAUGUGGUCAUAUCAUCAUCAUUGAAUCGAAAAUAGUCUCUUAAUUCAAAGAUGUACAGAAUAGGUUCACAAAAUGGAGACAUUUCUCAGUGCAUGAGGUUGGAUUGGGACAUGGGCGCUUGUUUAAUCUGUUACAGUGAUACACUGUUUAUAUGACAAAUGCUCGUGUAAUUCAAAAAAGAAGAGACAGAUGGCGAAGUUUUUUUUUUUUUUUUUUUAAUGUAGCAACAUUUUGUAGCAAAUAGUUGGGGAAUUAUACCAACAUUUCCUGUUUCCAUUAUCACCACAGGUCCAAGCUUAUUUUGAAACAAAACCAGGCGUUAAUUCAAAAUACAAUAUUUUUACUCUCAAAGCUCCAAAUGAAGGCAUCACACAACGUUACAAGUCAGCACUGCAGACACCAAAAAUAUUGAACGCAAGCACAGCUGGAAUAUGCUCCGAAAAUAAGACACAUACAACAUAUAUGUACAGACAAGCAUCAUCAUCCAUAUUUGUUUUGACCGAGAAAAACUGACACACACACACGUAUAUAUAUAUAUAUCCUGCAAAGGAACUGGAGGCCUUCAAAGCAACUGUUAACGCCUUCAGUGGCAUGACUCACAAAGCAAAUAAAAAGCUUAAUUCACUACGAAUCUUAAUUCACCAAUCGGUUUUGGCGGCCACCUCUCUGCCAUGGUCACUUCCUCUAAUGUUCUACUGUUGUAUAUAAACAUAGUGAUGCUACAUUCUCCCUCAAGGGUCUCUUUCAGCCAUCACAGCUUUUGAGGUUCUAUGUUUUCUAUUGAAGUGCAUACAGUAUACGUGUGAGCUUUGCUGCUGCUUCGCUUCCCUGCUUAACCAGGGAACCAGGCAGCAGCAACGCAUAGAGCCACUGGAUAAUGAUCUGUUCUGCUUUGAAAACUGGAGAUAUUUCUAGCUUCAGAAAGAUACAGUCAGUCUUCCCAGGCAAAGACUGAACUCCUGCCAGUGAAGAAUGUUUGAAUUGUCAAUAAAUAUUUGUGUUAAAACACAAGUAUAUUUUUGUGGUUGCUCCAGGAAUAUAAAACACAAUGUUGAUCAAAGUAUAUACAGCUUCAUAUUUUUGUGUCACAAUAGUUGUGACACAGUGAACCCAAUGUAUUGUCUCGGUUCUGUUCCUCCUCAACAGAGUGACUGGCAUCAAUGUUCUGUUUUCCUAAAAAUCUGAAACAUUUCUGGGCAAAUGAUCAAAUGCACUGUAUGCAUGCAACACUUCCACGUUUGACAGAAGAGGCUGAAUAUUUCCGGUCAAGAAGCUGGGUAAGUGAAGGCUGCUGUUGUUGCUGUCUUUUUGUAUUUGCUUCACUCACCUUCAAGUCAUAUAUCAUCAGCAGAACUAGAAAGUGAGUUUGGAUUCCAUAAGGUCAUGUUUGAUUGUGGUUUAAGAAAGUAAACGUUGGCUCGAAAGUGUCUCGGAAGAGUGUGCUGCUCACGUGUCUGAAGCACGUCUGUCUCAACAAUCCUGACAGAGUAGGGUAAGAGUUUGUGUCAAUAUUGUUAACCUGAGCAGCUGUUGCCGAGUGUACGUUCACUUGUUGUGUGACAGGAUUGUAGUGAAGUGGCGACUUUUGGGGAGACAGCUGAGGCAGACGGUAGCAGAAUAUUUGCCACAAGAAGCCACAUUUUUCAAUUGGAAUGAAUUUGGUCUAUUACUGAAUCAAAUAAUGGACCCAUACAUACAUUUAAACAACAAAAUGUUGUUUAUUUUGCAUCAGUUUGACAAUAAAUCACAAUGGUGUCUAUAUUCAACUU
This is a messenger RNA of Synchiropus splendidus (mandarinfish), 5084 nucleotides long. RefSeq names its product lactamase, beta-like 1b (gene lactbl1b). The transcript is spliced from 7 exons. NCBI's taxonomy places the organism in Eukaryota, Metazoa, Chordata, Actinopteri, Syngnathiformes, Callionymidae. The record is from RefSeq and is a predicted model, not a curated record. The coding region runs from base 323 to 2026 and encodes 567 amino acids.